Messenger RNA from Alnus glutinosa, 579 nucleotides. RefSeq names its product probable calcium-binding protein CML25. The record is from RefSeq and is a predicted model, not a curated record. The transcript has a single exon. NCBI's taxonomy places the organism in Eukaryota, Viridiplantae, Streptophyta, Magnoliopsida, Fagales, Betulaceae. The coding region runs from base 1 to 579 and encodes 192 amino acids. Gene Ontology annotation, molecular function: calcium ion binding.
AUGAGUUUGAAAUCCGUUUUCCGCCGGAAAAAGAAAUCCAACUCCGCCACCGGUUCCUCCCUCCCAUCAACCAUGAUUGCCACAAUCCCAAUGCCGCCGUGCUCGCAGUCCCAGAACAGCAAGGCCCAGAUCAUCGUGGAGCUGGAGCAAGUCUUCAGGAGGUUCGACGUCAAUGGCGAUGGCAAGAUCUCGUCGUCAGAGCUUGGAUCCAUCAUGGGCAGCCUAGGGCACCCAGCCACAGAAGAGGAGUUGGACAAGAUGAUCAAAGAGGUGGACGCCGACGGUGACGGUCACAUCGACCUCCAAGAGUUCGUGGAGCUGAACACCAAGGGAGUGGAUUCAGACGAGGCGUUGGAGAAUCUCAAGGUCGCUUUCUCGGUGUAUGACAUCGAUGGGAACGGGUUGAUAUCAGCGGAGGAGUUGCACGAGGUGUUGAAGAGCCUGAAUGACGACUGCUCGUUGGCCGAGUGCCGAAGGAUGAUCAACGGGGUCGAUAGGAAUGGGGAUGGAAUGAUUAGUUUUGAGGAGUUUAAGGUGAUGAUGAUGAAGGGGUCACGCCUAGAUUUGAUGGACCAAUGA